This is a messenger RNA of Penicillium mononematosum, 6249 nucleotides long. Its product is annotated as tetrafunctional fatty acid synthase subunit FAS1. Gene Ontology annotation, cellular component: fatty acid synthase complex. The transcript has a single exon. NCBI's taxonomy places the organism in Eukaryota, Fungi, Ascomycota, Eurotiomycetes, Eurotiales, Aspergillaceae. Gene Ontology annotation, molecular function: [acyl-carrier-protein] S-acetyltransferase activity; [acyl-carrier-protein] S-malonyltransferase activity; enoyl-[acyl-carrier-protein] reductase (NADH) activity. Bases 1 to 6249 code for a protein of 2082 amino acids. The record is from RefSeq and is a predicted model, not a curated record. Gene Ontology annotation, biological process: long-chain fatty acid biosynthetic process.
AUGUACGGCACAUCGACCGGUCCCCAAACCGGUAUCAACACCCCUCGAUCCUCUCAAUCCCUCCGCCCUCUCAUCCUCUCGCAUGGAUCCCUCGAGUUCUCUUUCCUCGUCCCUACCUCGCUUCACUUCCAUGCAUCGCAGUUGAAAGAUAGCUUCACUGCAUCUUUACCCGAGCCCACAGACGAAUUGGCCCAAGAUGAUGAACCAUCAUCAGUGACCGAGUUGGUCGCCCGCUACAUUGGGCAUGUGGCCCACGAGCUCGAGGAGGAAGACGAUGCACAGGGCAACUACCUGGACGUUCUGAAGCUCGUUUUGAAUGAAUUUGAACGUGCCUUCAUGCGCGGUAAUGACGUUCACGCCGUGGCAGCUGCGCUCCCCGGCAUUGUUGCCAAGAAGAACCAAGUCGUUGAGGCCUACUAUGCCGGGCGAGCUGCGGCGGGCCGGCCCACCAAGCCCUACGACUCUGCCUUGUUCCGUGCGGCAUCCGACGAGGCUGCAGGCAUCUACUCUGUGUUCGGUGGUCAAGGCAAUAUUGAGGAGUACUUUGAUGAAUUGCGCAACAUCUACACCACGUACCCUUCCUUUGUCGAAGAGCUCAUUACUACCUCCGCCGAAUUGCUCCAAACGCUCUCUCGUGAGCCAGAGGCUAGCAAGCUCUACCCGAAGGGCAUGGAUAUCAUGCAAUGGCUGCAAGAUCGGGAUGCACAGCCCGAUAUCGAUUACCUGGUCUCCGCCCCCGUCAGUCUGCCAUUGAUUGGUCUGGUCCAGUUGGCCCACUAUAUGGUUACCUGCAAGGUCCUUGGCCGCCAACCUGGUGAUGUCCUGGAACGCAUCCUCGGUACCACAGGUCACUCCCAGGGAGUGGUCACCGCUGCCGUUAUUGCAACCGCUACCAGCUGGGACUCCUUUGCCACAGCGGCCCAGGAUGCCCUGACCAUGUUGUUCUGGAUUGGUCUGCGCAGUCAGCAGGCCUACCCUCGCACCUCAAUCGCCCCGUCGGUUCUCCAGGACUCGAUUGAGAAUGGCGAGGGAACCCCUACUCCCAUGCUGUCUAUCCGCGACCUCUCCCUCACCGCCGUUCAGGAGCACAUCGAUGCCACCAACCAACAUUUGCCCGAGGACCGCCACAUCUCCAUUUCCCUAGUGAACAGUGCUCGCAACUUUGUCGUGACUGGUCCUCCCAUCUCGCUUUACGGUCUGAAUGUUCGCCUGCGUAAAGUCAAGGCGGCCACCGGACUUGACCAGAACCGUAUGCCAUUCACCCAGCGCAAGGUUCGCUUUGUGAACCGUUUCCUCCCCAUUACUGCUCCUUUCCACAGCCAGUACCUUGUUUCUGCUUACGACCGCAUUCUCGAGGAUCUGGAGGAUGUUGUUGAGAUCCCCGCCAAGUCACUGGAGAUCCCCGUCUUCCACACCAAAACUGGAGAGGAUCUGCGGCAACUGGGAGACAAGGACAUUGUGCCCUCACUGGUUCGCAUGAUCACCCACGAUGCGGUCAACUGGGAGCAAGCCACUGUCUUCCCCCGUGCAACCCACAUCGUUGACUUCGGCCCAGGUGGCAUCUCUGGUCUGGGCGUCCUGACUAACAGGAACAAGGACGGCACCGGUGUUCGGGUCAUUCUCGCUGGUGAAAUGGACGGAACCAAUGCGGAGGUCGGUUACAAGCCAGAACUCUUUGACCGUGAUGAGCAUUCCGUCAAGUUUGCUGUUGACUGGGUCAAGGAACACGGCCCUCGCCUGACGCAGACAUCUACCGGUCAAACUUACGUGGACACCAAGAUGAGCCGUCUGUUGGGAAUUCCUCCCGUCAUGGUGGCUGGUAUGACACCCACCACCGUCGCCUGGGACUUUGUGGCUGCUACUAUGAAUGCCGGUUAUCACAUCGAGUUGGCUGGUGGUGGCUACUACAACGCGAAGACGAUGACGGAGGCCAUUACCAAGAUUGAGAAGGCUAUCCCUCCUGGUCGUGGUAUUACUAUCAACCUGAUCUAUGUCAACCCCCGUGCGAUGGCCUGGCAGAUUCCAUUGAUCGGUCGGUUGCGCGCAGAGGGCGUGCCGAUUGAGGGUCUGACCAUUGGGGCCGGUGUGCCAUCCAUUGAGGUUGCCAAUGAAUACAUUGAAACUCUUGGUAUCAAGCACAUUGCCUUCAAGCCUGGCUCCGUCGAUGCGAUUCAGCAAGUCAUCAAUGUUGCCAAGGCCAACCCUAAGUUCCCUAUCAUCCUUCAGUGGACUGGUGGCCGUGGCGGUGGUCACCACUCCUUCGAGGACUUCCACCAGCCCAUUCUCCAAAUGUACAGCCGUAUUCGCAAGCAAGAUAACAUUGUGCUUGUUGCUGGCAGUGGCUUCGGUGGUUCGGAGGACACUUACCCUUACCUCUCGGGUAAGUGGUCCGCCAAGUACGGCUACCCUCCUAUGCCCUUUGACGGCUGUCUCUUCGGCUCUCGCAUGAUGAUUGCGAAGGAGGCACACACCUCUUACAAUGCCAAGAAGGCAAUUGCUGAUGCCCCUGGUGUGGACGAUGCGGAAUGGGAGAAGACCUACCAGAAAGCAACAGGUGGUGUGAUCACUGUUCUGUCUGAAAUGGGUGAGCCCAUCCAUAAGCUGGCCACUCGCGGCGUGCUGUUCUGGCAGGAAAUGGACCAGAAGAUCUUCAAGCUCGACAAGGCCAAGCGUGUCCCCGAACUGAAGAAGCAACGGAACUACAUCAUCAAGAAGCUGAAUGAUGACUUCCACAAGGUCUGGUUCGGUCGCAAUGCUGCAGGCGAGACUGUUGAUCUGGAAGAUAUGACUUAUGCUGAGGUCGUUCGCCGCAUGGUGGACCUCAUGUACAUCAAGCACGAGUCGCGAUGGAUCGAUCCCUCGCUCAAGCGCCUGACGGGUGACUUCAUCCGUCGUGUCGAGGAGCGUUUCACUACUGCCCAAGGCCAGGCCUCGCUUCUCCAGAGUUAUUCCGAUAUUGAUACCCCCUACCCUACCGUUGACAAUAUUUUGUCUGCUUAUCCCGAAGCUGCCAAUCAGCUGAUCAACGCGCAGGAUGUGCAGCACUUCCUGCUGCUCUGCCAAAAGCGUGGCCAGAAGCCCGUUCCGUUCGUCCCCGUGCUGGAUGAGAACUUUGAGUUCUUCUUCAAGAAGGAUUCUCUGUGGCAGAGUGAGGACCUUGAGGCUGUUGUCGAUCAAGACGUCGGCCGAACCUGUAUUCUUCAGGGUCCUAUGGCUGCCCGCUUCUCUAACGUCAUUGAUGAGCCUGUUAAGGACAUUCUUGACGGUGUUCACCAGGGACACAUCGCUGGCCUCCUGCGCGAUGUCUACGGUGGCGACAGCGCCAAGAUUCCUGUCAUUGAGUACUUCGGCGGGCAGCUUAUGAGCACCACUGACUCGGACUCUGACGGUUUGGUUAUCUCGGAAGAGCCAAGCAAGACCAGCUUCCGCUUGUCUUCUACUGCGGCCUUGCCAGACUUGGACCGCUGGCUCAGUCUUCUUGCCGGCAACGUCUACUCCUGGAGACAUGCUCUGUUCUUGGCCGAUGUUUACGUUCAGGGCCACCGCUUCCAGACCAACCCCAUGAAGCGGAUUGUCGCUCCCACCGCAGGCAUGUAUGUGGAAGUUUCCAACCCCAAUGAUCCUGCCAAGACUGUUAUCAGUGUGCGCGAGCCGUACCAGUCUGGCAAAUUGGUCAAGACAGUCGAGGCCAAGAUCAACGAGAAGGGGCAGAUCAGUCUGAGCCUGUUCGAGGGCCGCACCGCCGAGAAUGGCGUUGUUCCUUUGAACUUCUUGUUCACCUAUCACCCCGAGACUGGAUACGCUCCCAUUCGUGAAGUUAUGGGUGACCGCAACGAUCGCAUCAAGGAGUUCUACUACCGGGUGUGGUUCGGCAACAAGGACGUGCCUUUCGACACCCCCACUACUGCCACUUUCAGUGGUGGCCAGAAGACCAUCACUGCCCAGGAUGUUGCCGACUUUGUUCACGCCGUUGGCAACACCGGUGAGGCUUUCGUUGACCGUCCUGGCAAGGAGGUCUUUGCCCCUAUGGACUUUGCCAUCGUGGCAGGCUGGCAGGCAAUCACCAAGCCUAUCUUCCCUCGCACCAUUGACGGAGAUUUGCUGAAGCUUGUUCACUUGUCCAACGGGUUCAAGAUGGUUCCCGGCGCCCAGCCCCUGAAGGUUGGCGACGUUCUGGACACAACAGCCCAGAUUAACUCUGUCAUCAACCAGGAUUCUGGUAAAAUGGUCGAGGUCUGCGGUACCAUCAAGCGAGAGAACAAAGCGAUCAUGCAUGUUACCAGUCAGUUCCUGUACCGGGGUGCUUACACGGACUACGAGAACACCUUCCAGCGCAAGGAUGAGGUCCCCAUGCAGGUUCACCUUGCAACCAGCCGGGACGUCGCCGUUCUCCGUUCGAAGGAAUGGUUCCGCAUGGAUGACGCUGAGAUUGAGCUUCUGGGCCAGACCCUGACAUUCCGCUUGCAGAGCUUGAUCCGUUUCAAGAACGCCACUGUCUUCAGCAACGUGCAGACCGUUGGACAGGUUCUUCUCGAGCUUCCCACCAAGGAGGUCAUCCAAGUUGCGUCUGUCGAAUACGAGGCAGGUGACUCGCACGGUAACCCCGUGGUUGACUACCUGCAGCGUAACGGAACCUCCAUUGAGCAGCCGGUCUACUUUGAGAACCCCAUCCCGCUCAGUGGCAAGACCGCUCUGGAACUGCGUGCCCCCGCCUCUAACGAGACCUACGCCCGCGUGUCCGGUGACUACAACCCCAUCCACGUGUCCCGUGUCUUCUCCAGCUACGCCAACUUGCCCGGAACCAUCACCCACGGCAUGUACAGCAGUGCCGCUGUUCGCAGCCUGGUCGAGACCUGGGCCGCUGAGAACAACAUUGGCCGUGUCCGCGGUUUCCAGGUCUCUCUGGUCGGUAUGGUUCUGCCCAACGACAUGAUCACUGUCAAGCUGCAGCAUGUCGGCAUGAUUGCUGGUCGCAAGAUCAUCAAGGUUGAAGCCAGCAACAAGGAGACCGAAGAGAAGGUUCUGCAAGGUGAGGCCGAGGUUGAGCAGCCCGUCACUUCCUACGUCUUCACCGGCCAGGGCUCUCAGGAGCAGGGCAUGGGUAUGGAGCUGUAUGGCUCUAGCCCAGUGGCCCAGGAGGUCUGGGACCGGGCUGAUCGCCACUUCAUGGAGAACUACGGUCUCUCCAUUAUCGACAUUGUCAAGAACAACCCCAAGGAGCUGACAGUCUACUUCGGUGGUCCUCGGGGUAAGGCCAUCCGGCAGAACUACAUGGCCAUGACCUUCGAGUCAGUGAACGCCGAUGGGUCCAUCAAGUCCGAGAAGAUCUUCAAGGAGGUCGAUGAGAAUACCGCCUCGUACACCUACCGGUCUCCCACAGGUCUUCUCUCUGCCACCCAGUUCACUCAGCCGGCCUUGACUCUGAUGGAGAAGGCCAGCUUCGAGGACAUGCGCGCCAAGGGAUUGGUGCAGCGCGACAGCAGCUUCGCUGGCCACUCGCUUGGUGAAUACUCGGCUUUGGCCGCCCUGGCUGAUGUCAUGCCCAUUGAGAGCUUGGUGUCCGUUGUGUUCUACCGUGGUCUGACCAUGCAAGUCGCUGUCGAGCGUGAUGCACAGGGUCGCUCCAACUACUCCAUGUGCGCUGUCAACCCCAGCCGUAUCUCCAAGACAUUCAACGAGCAGGCACUGCAGUACGUUGUUGAGAACAUCUCCGAGACCACUGGCUGGCUGCUGGAGAUUGUCAACUACAACGUUGCCAACAUGCAAUACGUCGCAGCCGGUGACCUCCGUGCUCUUGACUGCCUCACCAACCUGCUGAACUUCUUGAAGGCGCAGAACAUUGACAUCCCCGCUCUUAUGGAGAGCAUGUCGUUGGAGGACGUCAAGGAGCACCUGGUCAGCAUCAUCCAGGAGUGUGUCAAGCAAACCGAGGCCAAGCCCCGUCCUAUCUCCCUGGAGCGUGGUUUCGCCACCAUUCCUCUCAAGGGUAUCGAUGUUCCCUUCCACAGCACCUUCCUGCGCUCUGGUGUGAAGCCCUUCCGUUCCUUCUUGCUGAAGAAGAUCAACAAGACCACCAUCGACCCCAGCAAGUUGGUCGGCAAGUACAUCCCCAACGUCACUGCCCGUCCUUUCGAGAUCACCAAGGAAUACUUCGAGGAUGUCUACCGCCUCACCAACUCGCCCCGUAUUGCCUCUAUCUUGGCGAACUGGGAGAAGUACGAAGAGGGCAACGAAAAUGUUGCGAAAUGA